AUGGUUUACCGCUCAUCUCUAUUCCUUACUUUGGCUCUUGCCAUCACUUUGGUCAGUGGUGUUCCUCUCGCUGAUAAAGUACAAGUUGAUAAACAGGUAGCACAUUUGGCAGCAAGACAAGGUACUACUGGUGCCGGUGGUGCAACUGGAACUGAUGCUACUGGUGGUGGCACUGCUGGUGGUUCUACUACUGGUGGUGCUACCCCAGAAACCCUUACCGAUCAGCAAAUACAACAAUUCUUGGAUUGUAUAACGAAGAGUGCUGCUCCUGGUGGUUCUACUGGAGCUGCUGGUGGUUCUACUGGAGCUACUGGUGGUACUACUGGAGCUGCUGGUGGUACUGCUGGAGCUGCUGGUGGUUCUACUGGAGCUACUGGUGGUACUACUGGAGCUGCUGGUGGUACUGCUGGAGCUGCUGGUGGUUCUACUGGAGCUACUGGUGGUACUGACCCCGUCGUUCAACAGUGUCUAGACCAAAUUUCAAGUACCAGUGCCGCUGGUGGUACUGCUGGAGCCGCUGGUGCUACUCCUGCUGGUGCUGGUGCUGCUGGUACUACUCCUGGUUCUACUCCUGGUGGUGCUGGUGGUGCUGGUGGUGCUACUGGAGCUGCUGGUGGUGCUAGUAAAUAA
Molecule: messenger RNA, 630 nt
Organism: Halteromyces radiatus
Lineage: Eukaryota; Fungi; Mucoromycota; Mucoromycetes; Mucorales; Cunninghamellaceae
Exons: 1
Coding region: 1-630 (209 amino acids)
Source: RefSeq, a predicted model, not a curated record